CCCCCGGGGGGCCGGGCCCGGCCGGCUCCGUGCGGAGCGGGGACCCCCCCCCGCCCGCCCCGCGCCUCCAUUUUAGCCCCGGGAAGCGAGGCCGGGCCCGGGGGGCUCCCAGGAGGAGCAGAGGGAGUGGGGGGCUCCCCCCCGGUGCCCCGCGCCCCCGGGCCGGCCUGCGAGCGCUGCCGGGCCCGGCCCCGCCGGCCGGCCCGGGGCGGGAUGGAGGUGACGGGGGAGAGGGGCUGCGGGGCCCCCCCGUGACAGCCCUUUCUCUCCCGCAGGUCCCGGGUUUUCCCACCCCCCGGAGUACAGAAAUAAGGAACUUGUCCCCCCCUGCCCGGCGGAGGCUGGAAGGACCCCGAGGCCGCCCGUGUGCUGCCCACCUGGAGCGCAGGUGUGAGGAUGGGCCCGGCCGCGAUGCCCACCCAGGCUGCCCUCGGGAGAGGCAGUGGGAGGCAGUGGAGCUGGCCUCGGCACCGGGAGAGGCUGGACUUCCCGUCUCUCUGUGCUGAAUGGCUGCGAUGGCGCCCGCUCUCACUGACGCAGCAGCCGAAGCUCACCACAUCCGAUUCAAGCUGGCUCCCCCGUCCUCCACCUUGUCGCCUGGCAGUGCCGAGAGCAACGGCAACGCCAACAACAUCCUCCUGGCUGCCAACGGCACCAAAAGGAAAGCCAUUGCUCCGGAGGAUCCCAGUCUAGAUUUCCGAAGCAACCCAACGAAGGAAGAGCUGGGCAAGCUGCAGCCGCUGGUGGCCUCUUAUCUCUGCUCGGAUGUAACAUCUGUCUCUUCAAAAGAGCCUCUGAAGCUGCAAGGAGUCUUCAACAAGCAGACAGUCCUUAAAUCUCACUCUCUCUUAUCUCAGUCCUUCUUGAAAACAAGUGAUCUGUUGGGGAGGCAACCGGUGUUGGAAUUCACUUUGGAGAAUCUAAAAACAAUGAGUACUAAUAGCCAGCCACCUCUCCCACAAGCGCCUGUCAAUGGCUUGGCCAAGAAAUUGGCCAAAAGUACCAGUUCAGACCAUGAAAACUCUAGUUCUCUGAAUGGUGGGAAGUGUGCUCCUCCUUCUGCUGCCCUCCAGACUGUUGACUAUAAUACAGGAGGUUCCGAGCUGGGGGACUUGAAGACCGGGUUGACCAAUUGCACUCUUCCACACAGAAGCCUUGAUGCAGAGCACACGACUCCCUUUAGCAAUAAUAGCACUGCAAAUAAAUCUUCCCUUAAUUCCACAGAGCAGCAGUGGGUGCUCGAGGGCGGCAGUGGAGAGACCCGGUUGCCCGGUGUCGCGAGUCGCUCCGACUUCGGGAGCAGCAAGUUGGAGGAGCAGAAACCUUCUCUGUUGGCUGGUCACCACAGCGCCCUCGAGUCCGAGAUGAGGACGAGGGCGCUGCUCCGGCGGCAGGCAGACAUCGAGAGCAGGGCCCGCAGGCUGCAGAAACGCUUGCAGGUGGUGCAGGCGAAGCAGGUGGAGAGACACAUCCAGCAGCAGUUGGGUGGCUUCUUGGAGAAAACUCUGAGCAAGCUUCCAGCUUUGGACCCGCUGAGGCAUCGGAGCCAGCUGAUGUUGACCAGGAAAGCAGAAGCAGCCUUGAGGAAAGCUGCGAGCGAGACAGUUACUUCCGAAGGCCUGAGCAACUUCCUGAAGAGCGAUUCGAUCUCGGAGGAGCUGGAGAGGUUCACGGCCAGCGGAAUGGCCAACCUGAGGUGCAGCGAGCAGGCGUUUGACUCGGACGUCACCGAGAGCAGCUCGGGAGGAGAGUCGGACGUUGAGGAAGAGGAACUGACCAAAGCAGACCCAGAACAGCCCCAUGUACCACUGAGGCGAAGGGCAGAGUGGAGAUGGGCAGCAGACCGGGCAGCCAUCGUCAGCCGCUGGAAUUGGCUCCAAGCCCACGUCUCGGACCUGGAAUACCGGAUCCGGCAGCAGACGGACAUCUACAAGCAGAUCAGAGCCAAUAAGGGGCUGAUAGUUCUCGGUGAAGCGUCACCCCCUGAUCCUGCAGCAGAUGAUUCGUCCCGUCCCGUUAGAGCCGAAGUGAAGCUGGAGCCUGGGGCUGACCGGCUGAGUGUUUCUGGAUCCCAGCCACUAGAAAACUUGGGUAUUUCUGCUGCAAAUACUCCUGAAUCCCAUCCCACCAAGCCCUGUGGAGCACCAAGACCCGUCAAUGGAGUUAUUAACACUCUUCAGCCUGGCCUGGCAGAACACGCUCAGGGAGAUGGCCAGGAAGCUGAGGAGCUCCUGCAUAAAAAGCAACGCCUGAACCUGGUCCCUGCCCCCUCGGACGGGACGUGCGUGGCCGCGCGCACCCGCCCCGUCCUCAGCUGCAAGAAGCGACGGCUCGUCCGACCCAGCACCAUUAUGCCCCUCUCCAAAAAGGUCCACCGUAACAACCUGGCCCGUUGUAGCUGUGACGUGAACCCCUCCUGUGCCCUGUGUGGCACUCGGAGCUCCACCACUCUGGAAAUCCAGUAUGAUGCCCCUCUGCUGGAGCGCCUCUCCCAGCUGGACUCCUGUAUCCAUCCUGUCCUGUCAUUCCCAGAUGAUGUGCCGACGAGCCUGCACUUCCAGAGCAUGUUGAAAUCUCAGUGGCAGAACAAACCCUACGAGAAAACUAAACCUCCCAAAAAGCUGUCGCUCAAGCACAGAGCCCCCAUGCCCACCAGCCUGGCAGACCCUGCCCGCAAGGACCGCCACAAGCUGGUCAACUCCUUCUUCACCGCAGCCAAGCGCUCACAUCAAAAAUCCCAACCAGACAAGGCACUCAGGCCGCCUUUAGACGAUUUUUCGGCCAUGGCCAAGGCCGAGAGAGCGCCAGAGCGCUCUGCCCAGCCUGCUGCCCAUGACAAAAAGAGAUUGCGAGACUGCUCAUCUGAGAGGAGUGAAGUGUUGAAGCACCACCCGGACGUCGGCGGCCCGAGCUACUUGUCGGCAGCUGUGACCCCCACCCCUCACAGCCCCAUAGCUCGGCAACUGUCCACCUCCUCAGAGGGCUCAGCUCCUGCCAGCUCCACUUCCCAGGGCACCUCCAGCACCGCCCAGCCAAGGAGGAGGAGAGGAGAAAGUUCCUUCGAUAUCAACAACAUCGUCAUCCCGAUGUCCGUGGCUGCGACGACCCGGGUGGAGAAGCUGCAGUACAAAGAGAUCCUCACACCCAGCUGGCGUGAGGUGGAUAUCAGUGCUCUGAAGGCCAGCCCUGAGGAGGACAACGACGAGGUUGAGGACUUGUCUGAUUCGGCCUUCGCGGCCCGGCACGGGAAGUGUGAGGAGAUGGAGCGGGCGCGGUGGCUCUGGAGCACGAGCGUCCCCCCGCAGCGCCGGGGCAGCAGGUCCUACAGAUCCACGGACGGACGGACAACCCCCCAGCUGGGGAACCCCUCGACUCCCCAGCCGGCUUCCCCCGAGGUGGGCAGCUACCACCCCCACUUGGAGCUGUCCCACAGCCACUCACCACGCAGCCCCAUCAGCCCCGAACUGCUCUGUGCCCCCCUGACCCCCCUCUCCCGGGACUCCCUGCGGCUCCUGUCCAGCGAGGACACGCGUUGCUCCACGCCCGAGGCCGGCCUGGACGAGCAGGCCGUGCAGCCCUGGGAGCGACGGACCUUCCCGCUCUCCUACGACCCCCGGACAGAGUGCGAGGACCAAUCCGACCCCCAGGACCGGUUGUCGCGCUGCACCCGCCGCACGUCGGGCAGUAAAUCCUCCCGGGAAUCCGAUGGCACUUCGGCUUCGCCCAGCCUGGCCAGCCUCAAGAACCGAACCCCGCUGGCCCCCCCUCCCUCCUCCUCCUCUUCCUCCUCCUCCUCUUCCUCCUCCUCUUCCUCCUCCUCCUCCUCCUGCUCUGCAGUCCUGCGGCCAGCGCACAGAUAGAGACACACGGGGAGACAUGAGCAAACCAACACACAGAACUAACUCUUGGCAUUAAAGCUUCCAAAAUCUGCGUUUGAUAUUCAAA
Pseudopipra pipra is the source of this 3945-nucleotide messenger RNA. It is a transcript of the gene KANSL1, whose product is annotated as KAT8 regulatory NSL complex subunit 1. Lineage: Eukaryota; Metazoa; Chordata; Aves; Passeriformes; Pipridae. Gene Ontology annotation, molecular function: histone acetyltransferase binding. Gene Ontology annotation, cellular component: NSL complex. The coding region runs from base 507 to 3860 and encodes 1117 amino acids. The transcript has 15 exons. The record is from RefSeq and is a predicted model, not a curated record.